This is a messenger RNA of Balaenoptera ricei (Rice's whale), 844 nucleotides long. It is a transcript of the gene BEX3, whose product is annotated as brain expressed X-linked 3. The transcript is spliced from 3 exons. Gene Ontology annotation, biological process: signal transduction. Gene Ontology annotation, cellular component: cytoplasm; cytosol. The record is from RefSeq and is a predicted model, not a curated record. Gene Ontology annotation, molecular function: signaling receptor binding. Bases 257 to 595 code for a protein of 112 amino acids. Lineage: Eukaryota; Metazoa; Chordata; Mammalia; Artiodactyla; Balaenopteridae.
GGAGAGCUCGGCGGUGACGCGAAGCCCUCACGUGACCGCGAGCUGCAGAGCGACGCAGCCUUCGGUGCAGUCGUCACUCGUGUCUGGGUACCAGCUCCCCGCUGCCCUACGCACGGCGGGCUGGCAUCGGGCCCUGGGGAAGCGGAGCAGGUCUGCGGGACUAGGCGUCGCGGCGGCGCACUCGUGGCGAGAAUCAGGAGGAGCAGGAGACAGCAAGCAUAGGCCCAGAAAAAUCACCAGGGAAAAAAAUCUCAUCAUGGCAAAUAUCCACCAGGAAAACGAAGAAAUGGAGCAGCCCGUGCAGAAUGGAGAGGAAGACCGCCCUUUGGGAGGGGGCGAAGGCCACCAGCCAGCAGGAAAUAAUAGACGGGGACAGGCUCGCCGACUUGCCCCUAAUUUCCGAUGGGCCAUACCCAAUAGGCAGGUCAACGAUGGGAUGGGUGGAGAUGGAGAUGAUAUGGAAAUGUUCAUGGAGGAGAUGAGAGAAAUCAGGAGAAAACUUAGGGAGCUGCAAUUGAGGAAUUGCCUGCGUAUCCUUAUGGGGGAGCUCUCUAAUCACCAUGACCAUCAUGAUGAAUUUUGCCUUAUGCCUUGACUCCUGCCAUUUUCCAUGAGAUUAAUACUGUGAUUCCCACUGUUGUUCUCCUUUUCCUUGCAUUUUCCUGAUAUGCCUUUACUGAUCCGUUUGCUGUGAACCUUAUGUAAUUUCCAUGUGUCAGGUGGGUUCUUGUGUUACCAGCUUCUAAUUGGAGAUUGCCUUGGCACGCAAUCUGUUUCUGUCAACAGUAGCGUUUCACCCAUUUGCAUGGAAAAAUGUAAAGUUAAUAAAGCAAUUAAAAAUCAA